Molecule: messenger RNA, 658 nt
Organism: Pelagomonas calceolata
Lineage: Eukaryota; Pelagophyceae; Pelagomonadales; Pelagomonadaceae
Source: the annotation of a GenBank genome assembly
CCCCAGUGUAAGAUCCCCCGUUCCUGAACGCGUGCGGGGAACUAGACCCUCGAUGCAGAACUAGAUACACAACUUUACCACACCCCCACACACUCAGUCGCCCGUGUUGAGCAUCGCGCUGACGCGCUGCAUGAUGUAGUCCUGGGCCGGGUCGUAGGGCAUGUCCUUCGACGGCAUCUCGAGCACCGUCGGGAUCGUCUUCGAGUAGUCGUCGAGGAGGUGGCGGAUCUGGGCCGCGACGUGCUGGUUCACGAGCACGAUGCCGACGUCGUCGCGGUUCGUGAACUCGAGGAAGGCCUUCUCGAUCUGCGGGAGCGGCGUGCCCUCCUUGACCACGAGGAAGUUGCUAGACUCGGCCGUGCGGUGGCCGACGCCCGCGAGGACGAAGCCCGUGACCGUGUCCUCGUCUCCAAUGAUAGCGAUGAGCUUGCCGUCGCCGCCCACGAGGCCCGCCAUUUGUAUAUUGCUCCGCGCCGCGCCGGGGGGUCGCGACUCGCUGGCUGCUGCUGCUCCUCCAGUCGCUGGCUGCUGCUCCGCCAAUGCCGAGCCAAAAUCCGUCGGUUUUGAUACCGCUGGGCGUUCACCGCUAAUAUUACUAGUCCAAAGUGCAAGCAGCGCGCGCCGGCUGUCUACGGUGUAAAAUGCCCGACUUUUUGUG